AUGGAAAACACCCGUUGAUUUGCCAACCGUUUCGCCGACUACAAAGGUGCGUUUCGCGUAGGUCAAGGCAUCGAAUCGGUGGUACCCACGGUCAAUGCCUUCAUAGAGAAGAUUCUAAACAAAGUGCCACUCGGAUCCACCGACUGCGAUGGUGGGCUAUACGACGGUCCCGCUGGGGUGGCAUACAUGCUGUACCAUGUCUCCGAAUGUGCUUUUUUUUCCGACCAUAGGGAUACUUAUCUCAAAACCUCAAAGCAGAUCAUUGACGUGUCUGUGGGGUACGUGGAUGGGGAGAAGGACACAAACAUGCAGGCCUCAUUUUUCCUCGGUGGCGGCAUCUAUACCGUCGCCGCGAUGGUGUACAAAGCCCUGGGCAUGGCGGACUUCGUCAAGCCGCUUACCAAAUUUUGGAACCUGUGGAAGAUAUGCUCAUCCAUCAAUUUCUUGGAGUGCGGCUCUGACGAGCUGUUCGUGGGGCGGGCGGGGUACCUGUGCGCUGACCUGGUGGUGAAACAGAAACUGGGGAUAGAGAGUCUUAGCAAGGAUCAGAUCCAGGCCAUUUGCCAGGCUAUCACAGAGUCUGGUAAACAGUAUGCCACGAGGAAGAGAAAACCCUAUCCUCUCAUGUACUCCUACUAUGGGACUGAGUAUUUGGGUAAGUCGGCCUACAUGUCUAGCCUACAUGAACACAGUACCCAGAACCACCGCCUCAACAGAACACAGUACCCAGAACCAGACCCACCACCCCAACAGAGCACAGCACCCAGACCCACCGCCCCAACAGAACACAGUACCGAGACCCACCGCCUCAACAGAACACAGUACCCAGACCCACCGCCUCAACAGAACACAGUACCCAGAACCACCGCCUCAACAGAACACAGCACCCAGACCCAGACCCACCACCUCAACAGAACACAGUACCCAGACCCACCACCUCAACAGAACACAGUACCCAGAACCACCGCCUCAACAGAACACAGUACCCAGACCCAGACCCACCGCCCCAACAGAACACAGUACCCAGACCCACCGCCUCAACAGAGCACAGCACCCAGACCCACCGCCCCAACAGAACACAGUACCCAGACCAACCGCCUCAACAGAGCACAGCACCCAGACCCAGACCCACCACCUCAACAGAACACAGUACCCAGACCCACCACCUCAACAGAACACAGUACCCAGACCCACCACCGCAACAGAACACAGUACCCAGAACCACCGCCUCAACAGAACACAGUACCCAGACCCAGACCCACCGCCCCAACAGAACACAGUACCCAGACCCACCGCCUCAACAGAGCACAGCACCCAGACCCACCGCCCCAACAGAACACAGUACCCAGACCCACCGCCUCAACAGAGCACAGCACCCAGACCCAGACCCACCACCUCAACAAACACAGUACCCAGACCCACAGCCUCAACAGAGCACAGCACCCAGACCCAGACCCACCUCCCCAACAGAACACAGUACCCAGACCCACAGCCUCAACAGAGCACAGCACCCAGACCCAGACCCACCACCUCAACAGAACAUACCCAGGUGUAGCCUACCUCUUUGACAAAGCCUACCUGAUCAAUAGGAAGCCCCAGUACCUGGACACAUGCAUUCGCAGUGGGGAACAGGUGUGGCUGAAGGGCCUGCUGAAGAAAGGUCCAGGGAUCUGCCAUGGAAUGACAGGCAGCGCCUAUGUCUUCAUGUUACUGUACUGCCUCACAGGGAACUCCAAAUACAUCUACCGUGGUCAGAGGUUUGCAGAGUUCCUGUUUACGGAAGAGUUCAAGGUGGGCUCCUGCUCAGUCACCAGUGUUUAUAGUCUGUUUGGAACCAUUUGCUUCUUGGUUGACCCCCUUCAGCCCGACCAAUCAGAGUUCCCAUUCUUCAGUGUGUUUGUGUGA
Molecule: messenger RNA, 1905 nt
Organism: Oncorhynchus gorbuscha (pink salmon)
Lineage: Eukaryota; Metazoa; Chordata; Actinopteri; Salmoniformes; Salmonidae
Product: lanC-like protein 3
Biological process (GO): peptide modification; carbohydrate metabolic process
Cellular component (GO): plasma membrane
Source: RefSeq, a predicted model, not a curated record